Messenger RNA from Rodentolepis nana, 2508 nucleotides. NCBI's taxonomy places the organism in Eukaryota, Metazoa, Platyhelminthes, Cestoda, Cyclophyllidea, Hymenolepididae. The record is from the annotation of a GenBank genome assembly.
AUGAGCAUAGAUACCGAAAAUAUGACGUAUGAGUCUUGCAAUGAUGAUAUAUUUUAUGAUGCUUUUGAGAUGUCAUGUCUUGAUACUCAUAAAACUUCACAGGAACAGUUCUCCGAAUCUGAUCCGAACGGUUUAGAUAAUCUCGACUCGUCAGUUACAGGUCUGAAUGAAACAUAUUCUCUUCCAAACGAAGCCCCAAUAUUGCUUUGCAAUCAACUGCCAUUUCUGGAUAAUGCGAUAAAAUCUAUUAAAAUUCAAUCAAAUGAUGGGGAAAUAAAGUUUGCUUCGGUACAUUUAACAAGCGCGCCUAAUGCAGAGAGUCCUAAAUGCUACACUUCAACAAAACUCAACAAACCGUUAAAGGGAUGUUAUGAGGGUCUAAAGGAAGGUCAAAGCUCGUCUAAAGACCACGGCUUUGAAAUAAAAUCCAACAAAAGACAAUCUGACUGUUGCCCAGUAAAUGUUGAUGGUGAUCAUUUAAAAUCAGCCUGUGAUACUAUCACAAAUUUACCUCUAGUUUCGGAAAAAGCAGGUAUAAGUCACUCGAAUGACCGACUUGACUGUAAGGCGGAUAUGGAAACUUUUGGAGAAGGUGCGAAAUCUCUCGUGGAUACUUUACCUGAUUCUCGUGAUAAAAUGGUUAUUGAACAAAGGGUUAAUUGCUUUAUCUCCCACAACUUUACAGAAGUCGAAUUUGGUACUUUGGAGGAAAAAGAAGAGGAAUUGUCGCCAAUCGAUUCGAAUGACUUUAACUUAGAUACCUCAAAAUGCGUCUUGAAUAAAUCGUAUGAGGAAUUUGAAUCGAUUGAAAUUGAUUCUUCAUCCGUCUUUGGUGGUUAUGAUAUCUUAAGUAGUAGUCGAGAAAAAUUGAUGCUGGAACCAGAAAGUGUUCAGGAGGAACAAACUAUGGCAAAUGGCUGUGAAAGUGGGGCUAACAGUGUGAAUUUAUCGGAUGUUAAAGAAGUUUCUGAGCAAAUCAAGUCUACGGUGAAAUCAAACGCAUUACGGGAAGUGGAUUCUUUAACUGAUUCUGUGGAAGCCAAUUCAGCGGAUACAAGUAUAUGUACCGCAGUAGAUAUUACAGUCGAGUCACAGGAGGAAUUCCUAUCAAUUGACAUGGAUUCUUCCACCUUCGAGGAUCAAAUUGAUUUAGAUAAGACUUCCAAUAAGUCAAAGGAAAAUGAUAAUGUAACUUCAGAAUUUGAAAUACCUCAAGACAUUCUUGAGGAGAUUCGAGAGAAGCGCAAACCGAAUCCACCAAAACGAAUUCUAACGCCAGAAGAAGACACAAGAAGAAAUAAAUUUCCGAGAAUGACAAAACAGAUCCUUCAAAAAGUCUGCAAAGAACAAAAGCUCUACCAGACUCCAUAUCUUAACGAAAUUCUCUACCUUCACUACCGAGGAUUUGGAUGGAUAGAGAAUUUGGAAGACUACACAGGACUGAGAUGUCUGUUCCUCGAUGUCAAUGGAAUUGACAAAAUUGAGGGAUUGGAAUAUCAGACGGAAAUGCGUUGUCUUUUUCUGUCGAAGAAUCUCAUCAAGCGUAUAGAAAACCUCGAUCAUAUGAUCCACUUGGACACCUUGGAUAUAAGCCACAACAUGAUAUCAAAAAUUGAAAACCUGGCCACGCUUCCUGUCUUAACGAAGUUGAUAAUAUCUCACAAUAAACUUGAGGCUCUGGAAGAUAUCGAACAUCUGCGUGAAUGCAAAUCGUUGACUAUUAUCGAUCUGCAACAGAAUCACAUCUCAACUCCGGAAGCUUUAGAGAAGGUCUUUGCACAAAUGCCAAGUCUGCGAGUGCUCUACAACCAAGGAAAUCCAUUUAUUAAGGAUGUGAAGUACUAUCGAAAGAAUUUCAUUAAUCAAUGCAAAGAGCUCACUUAUCUAGACGAUCGACCGGUAUUUCCAAAAGACAGAGCCUGUGCUGAGGCAUUUUAUCGGGGAGGAGCAGACGAAGAAAACCGUGUCCGGAAGGAGCUGAAUGACGCUGAACAAAAACGGAUUAGGGAUAGCUGUAACUGGCUUUCUGAAAGAAGGAAGAAAAUUGAGGCAGCAAAUCGUGAAAAAGAGUUGGCAGAAAAGGGUAUGCCAAAUGUUCACAUCAACCUAGAUGAGGCAGACUGGCUGUACAAUGAAAAACAGUCUGAAAAUCUUGAUGAAGGCGCUGUAGAAAGCAAUGAUCCCCCAAAAUCAAACGAGGCUUCAAGUGUUGGAGAAGUUAGGGAAAACGGAAUAUUGCAAAAUGCUGAUGGCGAUUGUAAAGUUCAAAUAUCGAAUGGUAGGGAUGCUAACACUGAGGAGGUCACUUGCUCAAAAAACAUUCCAGAAAAUUUAGCGAAACAGAAAGAGAAUGGUGGCCUAGCAUUUUCCGUAACAAUUGAUUCGGAUAGUUCGGAUGAAUCCACCAUUGAAGUUCUCGGACCCAAUGACAGAAAGGAAGAGAUUGCAGAAGAACCGAAUUCUAGAAAUGGUGAUUCCAAUAAUGAAGGCAAAGAAAAUAUGGAGUAA